AUGUCGGCCGCCCAGAAUGUCGGCGAAGUGACGCCGACCUCGCAGGACUUCCCUCUGUAUCUCGACCUGGGUAGUGGACUCACUGCCAAGCUCGACGAACACGACUACGCCGUCCUCGUAGACCAUAGGCUAGAGUUCAACGCCCGUUGCUUGGGAUUCGGCCUCAAGUACGCAUGGAUUCGCGCGGCGCCGGCCAACAUGCGAUUGUGGUCGAUAGGACUCGGCCGGCUUCGGGCGGCGAUGGGCAAGGAAGACCACUCAUGCUUUGCUACGGUGUUCGACGCCGACGUAGCUGUUAUCCCUCUGCAUUCGAGCAUCGCACCGCUUCCAGGGGCACAUUGCAGCGUCGUGGUCAUCCUGUACCCCGGCGACUUGUUGCGGGCCGGGGGGGAGACGAUCAAGACAUCUGUCCGGCACUUUGACCCGCAAACCGUGAAGCAGUGGCACCGCGACGAGGCGAUCCGCGUGCUGAAGUUUUUCCGGGCGGCAGUGCUGGCCGAGCUCGGCCGCGAUGGCCGCCACUGGGAGUGGCCGAAGCCUUCUGUUGAAGAGGUGGCGGACAGGCUCGUCGACUUCGAUGAACCCGUUCGAGAUAAAAUGCGCGACACCGUCCGAGACAGCGACGCAUGCUCUGGCCUCCUAUCAAUGAGCGCGCUGUGCUGGGUGGUGAAGGGGAUGGAUCGCCUGACCGGCGACGACUGUCGCAGUGCGACCAGCAUGGACAAGGUCCUCGUUUCGGGGUUGAAGGAGCUGCGGAUUCGGAUGAUCACAUACAUCAAGGAACACGUCGCACGCAAACGGUCAGGCCAUGUCGGAGUUGCUGCCGAUGCCUGUGACGACGACGCCGCGGAGCCCCCUUCGGCAUCCCAAGCAGUCGGUGUCGCCGACACCAGCGGAGAGGCCGGAGACGGCGUCGACAAGGCAGAUGAGGAGGCAGAAAGGGCUGCGGCGAGGACCGCGGAUCAGGAAAAGGAGGAGGAGGAGGAUGACAGCGACGAUCAGGAUGAUAACGAGGAGGAUCGUGAGGAGCGUGAGCAGGGGCAUGGGCAGGAGGAGGAGGAAGAGGAGGAGGAGGAGGAGGAGGAGGAGGAGGAGGAGGAGGAGGAGGAGGAGGAGGAGGAGGAGGAGGAGGAGGAGGAGGAGGAGGAGGAUGAGGAAGAGGAGGAUGAGGAGGAAGAGGAGGAUGAGGAGGAGGAGGAGGACAAGGAGGCGGCGGCGGCGAAGGCCGUGGAGCAGGGUUUCGGGUCGGUGGAGCAGGUGGCGGAGGGGGAGAAGCAGCAAGAGGGGGAGGAGGAGGUAGAGUUCCCCUCGGUCGAAUUCGAGAUGGAGGAUGUUGAGGGAGCGGCGGCGGUGGCCGUGGAGGGAGCGGCGGCCGCCGUGGAGGGAACGGGUGGGAUGUCGGCGGAUGUUGUGUACGUGCGAGGGGAGGGUGCCGAUGUGGAGAAUGUCGGCGUGGAGGAGGCGCACGACGUCGGCAAUGUGGUUGGCGACGCGAAGGAGGAGGAUAACGCCGCGGCCCCGACGCCGACGGGCGUGGAGACCACCACAGGGAACGCAGUGGUGGAACGCUGGGGUGGAGCGGUAGAGGCGGGCCGUCAACCGGGUUCCUCAGCAGCUGGUCGGCAGGCAACGCCGGCCGACGUCGCGCAGCUGCGACAGGAGAACAUGUGGCUGAGGGCUGAAAAUGCUCGUCUCGAGACGGCGCUCGGAGUGGAGAGGGGUCGGGUGGACAGGUUCGCGAUGGGGAUUGGCCGCCUCGUGGACAAGCUCAGGUCGUUGGCCGACCAAGUCACCGCCUCCGACCAGGACGCGUCGAGUCGGCUGAUGGACGCGUCCUUGACCAUGGCGACGACCGUCACCGAGAACAUCACCACCAACAUGGGUGAAGCAUGGGAUGCGAUGAAGGCGUACGCCGAGAGGGCGGAGUGCUGGUUGGACGAUCUCGAGAAUCCGGAGGGGUUUAUGGCGGUGCAACGUGCGAACGCGGUCGUCGCUAUGGCCAACCACGUGGACGAAGCAAGGAAGGGAUUGGAGGAAUACAUUUCGAAGCACCUAGUCGCCGCGCAGACCAACAUCGCCGCAGCGGUAACUCAACGCGUCGCCGUCCCGCCGCCCACGCUGCCCGCCCCACCGCCAGCCGUCCCGGACGAGCUCAUGAAGUCUUUCAAGGCGGACGUGUUGAAGGCGGUGACUGAGGCCACCCAGCAGUCGUUUGUUGUGUCUGGGUUAAACCUCAUGACCCAGGUGAUCGGCCAUCUGGCGCCUGGUCGGCAUGGGUCGUCGCCGUCGGACAACGAGGCCGACAAGAAGGGUGCGAAAAGGGCGGGCGGCGGAGAUGAUGCUAGGAGCUCGAAGCGGAGCAAGGGAGCCGAUGGGAGCCGCGGCGUCGGCCAGGUGGGUCCAGGCGGCUCGCGGAGCAAGGGAGCCGAUGGGAGCGGAGGUACAAGCGUGGUCGACCAGCUUAAGAAGAACGGGGCCAAGGUGAUAAGGACGCACAGCAAGGGCGAGGGAAUCAGGAGUGCGGAGGGGGGCCCUGCCGACCAGGUUGCCGCUCAAGAGGCUGGACCAACAGCCCCGCCAUUGGUCGCCGAGAAGCCGGCCAGUCCAGCGACCGCACCAACGGCGAUAGAUGCCGGCGCCAAAACCGUCAAGGGACCGUCCGGCGGAGUGGCGGGGACCACGUCGAUCCCCCGCAAACCCCCUGCGGCUAGCAGUGCGCCGGUCGCCCCGUCAGCCGCCAACAACGAUGGGCCGUCCCUUGCGGCUACUCCAGCACCAGCAGGCACGUCUGCCACCAAGGUUGACGCGGUGGAUGCUACGGCUAACCGCGCUGGUCCGUCUGCCCCAAAGGCGAACGCGCUCAGGGAGAUGCUCAGCCGCAUGGAGACCCAUCGACAGGACGUGCAGCAGCCUCCCGUGGUCGGUACCGCGCCGGCCACAACAGCACGUCGCUCGGUCACUCCCCAGGUCGCCGCCACAACGUCCAGUGCCCCACCUACCGCGCCUAUCAUCGCCGCCCGUCCUCCUGUGGACCCAAAGUCCGCGUUGCUUCGUGCCCGGUUAGGCGCACGUACUGCGGCAGCGCCAGCACGGGCUCAGCCGGUAUCCAGCUCAUGCGCGACGCCGACGUCGGUGACCGUAGCUGCACACACACUCGGUGCGGCUACUGUCAAGGCGGUGACGGAGAAGGGCGUGAGUGCAGCGCUAGCCACGGGCGGCAGAUCAGUUGACCCUGCACAGGCGGCGAAGGACCACAACGACGCCGAUGUCGCUACCAUCCAGGAACUCGGAGCCAAAGACGACCACUGCUGCGGUCGGCGCGGGAAAUCGAAACGGAAGGGGACGGUCGGCGCAGGGAAAGCGAGGCCGAGCUCGAAGAAGAAAACACGGGCGACGUCGGCGAUGGUGAAGUCGGUGGAGAAAGGACAGGGGAUGGCGACGGCGAUGGUGGAGAAGGAGAAGGAGAAGGAGGAGAAGGAGAAGAAGAAGGAGGAGAAGGAGGAGGAGGAGAAGGAGAAGGAGAAGGAGACGGAGAAGGAGAAGGAGAAGGAGGAGGAGAAGGAGAAGGAGAAGGAGAAGGAGAAGGAGAAGGAGGAGAAGGAGGAGGAGGAGGAGAAGAUGGAGGAGGCGGAGGAGAAGAAGCUGGAGGAGGAGGAGGCGGCGACGGAGGAGGAGAAGGUGAAGGUGAAAGAACGGAAGGGUCAUGGCAUCCGCCACGACACCACGGGCGACAGGCAAGGGUGGGUGGGCGAGAUUAAGGUGGUCGGGAACGAGAGCAGAUACAUCGGCAAGUCCCGCGACAAGAUGGAGCUGGCGUACCUUCACUCGAUUGUGUACCUCCUGUACGACGGUUACGUCAGCAAGAUCCUCAUGGCCGAGCUCACCGGCUUGGAGGAAACAGUGCUGAAGCAGUGGAGGGCGGUGUGGAAGGAAGUCCGGUUCUUGCCGACUGGGAUGUGGGCGGUGGCUGAUGCCGUCCGCGAAGGGAAGGCGGCGGCGAUGUUGGUCGGCGCCAGCGAGGCUACCGCCGCCGAGUUCAAGAAGGUCAUGACGGCGGUGCUGGAGGCCGCGAUCAGCAGGCAGCAGCCCCUUGGGGAGGUUGCGCACAACGUCGCACCGGCGCUUGAGUCCACCGCUCUGGCCAAAGCCUAUCCGGGGUUGGAUGUUGAAGCCGAGGCCAAACUGAUCGCACGAGCGACAGUGGAAACCCUCGCGUUCUGGGGAAUGUGCCCCGUGGAUGGGCCAAAACUCAGGAAGAUCGGCAUCGCGGUGCCGCUUGACGCGCAGAUGGAGUACAACAUCGAACACAGGGGGAGGAAGAGGCCGAGGGGCAAGCAGGGCAAGGACAGCUCGGGGAAGAAGGGGAAGGGCAGAGCGGGCAAGGACAGCACGGCGGCGUAG
Molecule: messenger RNA, 4401 nt
Organism: Closterium sp. NIES-65
Lineage: Eukaryota; Viridiplantae; Streptophyta; Zygnematophyceae; Desmidiales; Closteriaceae
Source: the annotation of a GenBank genome assembly